This is a messenger RNA of Crotalus tigris (Tiger rattlesnake), 1666 nucleotides long. It is a transcript of the gene GJB3, whose product is annotated as gap junction protein beta 3. Bases 339 to 1142 code for a protein of 267 amino acids. The transcript has 3 exons. Gene Ontology annotation, cellular component: connexin complex. Gene Ontology annotation, biological process: cell communication. The record is from RefSeq and is a predicted model, not a curated record. NCBI's taxonomy places the organism in Eukaryota, Metazoa, Chordata, Lepidosauria, Squamata, Viperidae.
UUGCAUAACUCUAGAAAAUUGAGACCACACCCUAUUGCUCACACAAAAUAAGGCAUCUCAUUACAGUGCCAUAAGCUGGAUUCCUCCGGUGCUUUUUUUCAUGCAGGACAAGGAGAAAGUUUCAUGGCUUAAACUCUGAAGAUUUCAGAAGACCUGCCACAAGGAGAAAGAAAUCUCUGCUUUUCUUGGUGGGGAGGCUGGCCAAUCUGAGGAAAUUUGAAGAAGGAGAUUGGAAGAAGUUGGAACACCACUACCACCAUCACCCUACCACAAUGGGCAGCAGAGCAGGACUGGGGAGGAGUAGGUGCUUGUGAGCUGGGUCUCCAACUUCAAUCGCCAUGGACUGGAAGACAUUACAAGGCCUGCUGAGUGGCGUGAACAAAUACUCCACAGCUUUUGGGCGCAUCUGGCUCUCUGUGGUCUUUGUUUUCCGUGUGCUUGUUUAUGUGGUAGCUGCUGAGCGGGUGUGGGGAGAUGAGCAGAAGGAUUUCGACUGCAAUCACCGGCAACCUGGUUGCACCAAUGUGUGCUACGAUCAUUUUUUUCCCAUCUCCCACAUCCGUCUCUGGGCCCUGCAGCUGAUUUUUGUCACCUGUCCAUCUCUGCUCGUCAUCAUGCAUGUGGCCUACCGUGAGGACCGAGAAAGGAAGAACCGGGAAAAAAAUGGGGAAAACUGCCCCAAAUUGUAUAGCAACACUGGAAAGAAACACGGUGGUCUGUGGUGGACUUACCUCCUGACCCUCUUCUUCAAGCUGGGUAUUGAGAUCGUCUUCCUCUAUCUCCUCCACAGAAUAUGGGACAGUUUUGACCUACCCCGUCUGGUCAAGUGUGACCUGUUACCUUGCCCCAAUACGAUUGAUUGCUACAUUGCUCGGCCAACUGAGAAGAAGAUUUUCACGUACUUCAUGGUAGGGGCAUCAGCUCUUUGCAUUGUCCUCACCAUGUGUGAGAUCUUCUACCUCAUCUUCAAGAGAAUGGUCCGCUCAAUGCACAAAUGGAAGAAGAACAAAAAAUCCUUGACCUACAGCAAGGCCUCCACUUGUCAGUGCCAUAUGAGGAUGGAACACGGACAGGAUGGGAAAUUAAAGAAUUCCCCCUUAGAAGGCCUCAGAGCUUCUGCUCCUAACCUGACUUUAAUCUGAGAGGGAGAAGAAACAAAUCCAAAAGGACCCCAUGCCAGGACACAUGAAAUGGAGGAGGGGGAAAGGACUUGAAGUGGAAGCCUUCCACUGAAUCAUUAACCAAAUUUUUCACAAGGGAAGGACCACCAUGAUCGAAGGGGAGCUGAUAAGAGCACUGCCAUGUUUUAUUCAGGUCUUAAGGCAAGGCCAUCUGUUUACAUAUUAUAACUAAGCUAAGCAUGCACACUUAAUAUGCUCUGGCAGACUAUGUUGGUUUGUUCGCCAAACCCUUUUAGAAAAGUUGCAACCUUCUACAUGCUCAGGUUUAUGCUUUCUACUUUUCUAAACUAUCCCAGAAGCUAAGCAAACAUCUGUGUACAAUAUGUUGUGGUCUUUAAAACCUAGGACAGCCAAAAUCUAUGACUCUGGAUUUCUUCCACUGAUUUAUUUCAUUGUUUAUAGAAUUGUUUAUAGAGUUGUAAGCAUUGUCUGAGAAGGAGGGGAGUAAAUUAAUUAGGGAAAUUCAGUAAACAUGGAUAAACUAA